AUGGAUAUAAGUGAGAAAGAUGAGUUUCCUGGAGAUAAGAGGAAUGGUGUUGAUAGUACUGUGAACUAUGAUUCGGUUAAUAAUCCGCCUGUAGAUUGGCGAAUCUCUGGAGGUUCUAAUCCGGUCUCUGCGUCGAUUGAUUCAUAUCCUCCACAGAAUCUGAUUUCACCUUGUCCUUCGUCUUGUUCUCCAUCUCAAAUGAUGGAUUCUUUUGGGCAAACUCUUUGGUAUGAUCCAACUAAUGUUCAGGCUGUUGGUUAUGGCGGUUUUAAUGGCGGUAAUGCGUCCUCAUCUUCGUUUAGGGGUAAUAUGGAUAGAUCUCUAGAAAUGGGUUGGAAUCUGCCUAAUCUGUUGCCUCCUAAAGGCAACGGUCUUUUCUUGCCAAAUGCGAGUAGCUUCCUGCCUCCGAGUAUGGCUCAGUUCCCGGCGGAUUCGGGGUUUAUAGAGCGUGCUGCGAGGUUUUCGCUCUUUAGCGGUGGCAAUUUUAGUGAUAUGGUGAAUCAACCACUUGUGAAUCCUGAGUCGAUGGGUUUGUUUCUUCAAGGUGGUGGAACAAUGCAAGGGCAGUGUCCGAGUAAUGAACUAAAUGUUGGUGAAGCUCACAAUGAUGCAUCUACAACAUUGAAAGACCCACAUGUUAGAUCUAGUGAACAAGGUAAAUCGAGUGUUCCUGGAUCGGGAAAUGUAUCCGAGGAUACUCAGUCUAGUGGUGGUAAUGGUCAGAAAGGCAGGGGAACUUCUUCCAAAGGCUUUGACUCAAGGAAGAGGAAAAGAAAUGGACAGAUUUCCGAAGCAGAUCAAUCACACAGAUCUCAACAAUCGGAGGAAGAACCAGACAACAAUGGUGAUAAAAAGCGGAACAAUGAUCAAAGUCCAAAUUCAACUGGCAAUAAAACAAACAGUGGGAAACAACAGGGCAAACAAACGUCUGAUCCUCCAAAAGAUGGAUAUAUUCAUGUGCGGGCACGAAGAGGCCAGGCAACAAAUAGCCACAGUCUUGCAGAAAGAGUAAGGAGAGAAAAAAUUAGUGAAAGAAUGAAGUUUCUUCAAGAUCUUGUACCAGGUUGCAACAAGGUGACUGGGAAGGCAGUUAUGCUUGACGAAAUCAUAAACUAUGUGCAGUCACUACAACGUCAAGUCGAGUUUUUAUCGAUGAAACUUGCAACGGUGAACCCACAAAUGGACUUUAACCUUGAAAGUCUUCUCGCAAAAGAUGCACUUCAACUACGAGCUGGUUCGUCUUCUGCAACACCAUUCCCCCAAAAUAUGCCAAUGGUUUAUCCUCCUCUACCACAUGGAUUUAUGCAGCAGACCCUUUCCAACAUCGGAAGGACCAUUAGCUCUCCAUUGUCUCCCAUGAAUGGUGGAUUCAAGCGACAGGAAACAAAUGGAUGGGAAGGUGAUCUGCAAAAUGUGAUCCACAUUAACUAUGGUGCUGGUGAUGUCCCACCUGAUCCUCAAGCAGCAGCUACAGCAUCUCUUCCAACUGCAAACAUGAAGGUUGAGCCUUAA
Molecule: messenger RNA, 1512 nt
Organism: Arabis nemorensis
Lineage: Eukaryota; Viridiplantae; Streptophyta; Magnoliopsida; Brassicales; Brassicaceae
Source: the annotation of a GenBank genome assembly